Messenger RNA from Eriocheir sinensis (Chinese mitten crab), 3213 nucleotides. Its product is annotated as centromere protein K-like. The record is from RefSeq and is a predicted model, not a curated record. NCBI's taxonomy places the organism in Eukaryota, Metazoa, Arthropoda, Malacostraca, Decapoda, Varunidae. Gene Ontology annotation, cellular component: nucleus. Gene Ontology annotation, biological process: kinetochore assembly; mitotic sister chromatid segregation. Bases 267 to 1088 code for a protein of 273 amino acids. The transcript has 6 exons.
AACAGAAGAAUGCAAGAAAAUCAUUGGAAUUAUUAAGAGGGAAGAGAAAAGGCUAAAAAAGUGAGAAGGGUUGACGGUGAGUAAAGAAGAAAGCCAAAACUAACCUUAUUUUUUCGUCUACUAAUUCAUUUUCUGCCACUGCCAUAUAGAAAGACACCUCCAGGAACAUUCAAGGCAACAGAAGAAUGCAAGAAAAUCAUUGGAAUUAUUAAGAGGGACAAGAAAAGGCUAAAAAAAUUGAGAAGAGUUGAAGUAAACUAACGACCAUGGCGGACACGGAAAUCACAGUGGAGCCGGAACAAGCAAGCGAAACAACCUCCCAAGAACAAGCAACAACAAGCACCACCUCGGAAAAACACGCCACCGAGACACCCUUCCACCCCGCCAUGAAGGAGCUCCUCGACAAACUCAUUCAGGAGGUGCAGGACAUGGCGGUGGAGGCGGGCGAGAAGGACACUUGCAUCGACGACCCUAAUCUGAAUGUGGAGGACCCUCAGAAGGCGGGGAUAGCGAAUUUGGGGCUGGAGCUUGAGAGUGAACUUGAGGCCCUCCUUGCCACACCUCUUGUCACCCUGCCUGAUGACCCUGCGCUCCACCUAGGCCUAGCGAGUGAGAAAAUGGCACUGGCAGCUGAUCAGAGUGCCAGAACCCUCCAGUAUUAUAAGAACAGGGUGGAGGAGCUGGAGCAGAAGCGCAAGAAGUACGAGGACAUGGUGAGGAAGGCUGCCAGUGUGGAUCAGGCCCUUGACCGCCUCCUGCACCACCAAUCCACCGAGGAGGGGAGGAGGGUGGCCUUGGAGAAGAGGUACAACGAUCUGUCGGUGAUAUUUCGCUGUCUGAGGAGGGAACUGCACUUCAUACUCGAGACUUACAACCCCGAGGAGCUGUCUAACGCCGAGAGCAUCAAGUCGAUGGAGGACAUGCUGGACGGGUUGGUGUCCCAGAUGCUGCUGAACCCCAAUGACCCGUACGUGGACAUUGAGGAGGGCAUGGAGGAGGGGAACAUCACGCUGCUGCUCUGUGCGAACCUCAUCACCCGACACCCACAGGACCCAACGCGCAUCAGGUUUGUCGACCCCAGAACGUAAUGAUGGAGGAGGAAGACGGAAGAUGUAGGCCUAGAAUGUAAUGAAGACGAAGGAAGGAAGGAGGAAAGAAAAGGGCCUGAAUGUGAUGGAAGAAGAGGAGGUUUCUUUCUUUUUGUGAGAAUGUGAUGAUUUUUAUUUCUUUAUUUUUAGAAUUAUCAUUUUUAGGUGAUUUUAGUUAUAUUUUUUAAAGAAUGAUUUUUUGUGAUUUUCUUUUUCUUUUCCUUUUUUUUAAUUCUUAUGAGUGAUUACAGUUUUAGGCCGCUGUAAUAGAAUUAAAACCAUUUAUUUUGUACUGGUGUUUUAGUCGUCCUUACAUUCCAUUGGCAUAAAAAAAACAGAAAAUUGAAAAGCUCGUUAAACGCUGUUCUUGUGGGAUCAGUUUUGGCCACUUUUCACUUUUGUCUUUAUGGGAACGGCGAUUAGAGGGCAUUAUUUUUUUUUAUUUAUUUAUUUAAUUUUUUUUUUUACACCUUUUGUUUGUUGCCCUUGACCUGAUUCCUUAGCUGUAAAAAGAAAAAAAGAAAAAAAAAGCUUAUUUGCAGUUUUUCUUUUGUGCGUAAAAAAAAAGGCUUAUUUGCCGUUUGUCUUUUUGAGUGAAUAAAAAAAGGGGGGAGGGGCUUAUUUGCUGUUUGUCUUUUGUGCCCUUGACCUUCUUCUAUUACUGUAAAACAAAAUGCGGCUUUAAAACAAUGGCCCGCUUUCUAAUGGUCAUGGAAGGUUACCAUUAAGAGAACUCGCCCAACAGAAAAGUUACUUAACCCGGUAGCAGCAGGGAUCAUGUUUCUUAAUGGUCCCUCCAAGUGAGAAAAUUGAGAAAAAAUCAUCACUCACACAAACCAUUUCAUAAUAUAUAUCAACGCAUUUGUGAUCAGUUUAUGUAUCAUCUAUUUUGGGGGUUUAUAUCGUGACAAAAAUUUGGCCCGUCACUGCUACACGGUAAAGCCACAAAUUUGGCCCGUCGCUGCUACACGGUAAAGCCACAAAUUUGGCCCGUCGCUGCUACACGGUAAAGCCACAAAUUUGUCCCGUCACUGCUACACGGUAAAGCCACAAAUUUGUCCCGUCACUGCUACACGGUAAAGCCACAAAUUUGGCCCGUCGCUGCUACCGGGUUAAAGUUAGAGGAUGAGACAAAGACAAGUGAGGAAUAUUUCCGAACCUGAAAACACUCGGAAGGAAAAUUAAAAUACAAGAAAUUAUAAGAGAAUUCAAGACCUCUGAGAAAUUUAAUAGAAAGUGUACAGUGGAUUAAAACACCCUGUCAGAACACUUUAUUGCUUACCUGAAUCACUUAGGACUAGAGAGUGUAUUUUUAAAUGUGUCGUAAAUCCCUUUCUUCUAAUCACAGAAUAUCACUAUGCUGGAUUUAAGAAUUAGAAAACACACACACACACAUACAUACACUACCAGUAUAAUCGGGUCACAGUUUCUCAGGUUUAAGAUUAAUAAAACUAAAAAUAAUCGCCUCACUCUUCCUUCUAAUUAUAUAAUGCCAUGAUUUUUCUGUAAUAACCCGGUAACAGCAGGGAUCAUGUUUUUUAAUGGUCCCUCUAAGCGAGAAAAAUGAGAAAAAAAUCAUCACUCACACAAACCAUUUCAUAAUAUAUAUCAAAGUAUUUAUGAUCAGUUUAUGCAUCAUCUAUUUUUGGGGGUUUAUAUCAUGGCACAAAUUUGGCCCGUCACUGCUACACGGUAAAGUCACAAAUUUGGCCCGUUGCUGUUACCGGGUUAAACAUGUCGGUACCUCUGUCUGCCUGUUUGGAAGGCCUCUUGUAGAAGUUAUACUGGGCUUUUCAUGGGCUGUUUUGUGCUCCCAAUAUGAUAGUUUUACACGGCUUAUACAUCUUGAACGGGGAAAUUAAUCAUAAAAACACAGUUAAUCCUCUCUGGGGUCUAAAUUCUAAAACAUUAAACUAAAAAAACUAAAAAAAUAGAAAAAAAAAAAUUAAAACGAACAAAAAACUGCAAAAAGAGGAAAGGAAGACAGAGGAAGAGGAAUUACGGGACCGUGGAGGAAGAGAGGGAGGAGAAGGAACAGGGGGAGGAAGGGAAGGUGGAGGAAGAGAGGAAGGAGAAAUAACAGGGAGAGGAAAAGAAGGUGAAGGAGAGGGAGGAGGAGGAGGAG